CACAAGUAUAACGCAAAGAAUGUUACAAGAUACACCACAGCCGUGAAACGAGUCUCAUAAAAUUCACGUUUCUUAUCCGCUUAUCAUAAGUUGCAUCACUGGUUCAUGCCAUCCUUUUCUUUUACCAAUUCACUACGUGUAAGAAGAAGACGGACGAUUAAUUUGUCGUGUGGUGGUGUUUCUUUCGCGUUCAGUGUUCGUUCCACCUGACGGGCAAGCGGACGGCCGGUUUAGUCCCGGUUAAGUUAUGUGUGUAAUGUAAUUCACUCUCGAUAACAAAAUGAUGACUAUGGACAUCGGGAUGUACAAUAACCAGAAUGGGUACAACGCUGAGUACUAUCAGCAGGGAUCUUACCAGACCCCGUAUGAGGGAUAUCACGAGGGCUACUACGAGCCAAGCACGCACUAUUAUGAACCUAUUCUCCACGGACAGCCUGAAACAACCCCAGUUAUAAGCACGGACACAGGACUGUGUUACACGAACUUGGAUUAUGGAGAAUUGCCCCAAUAUCCAAUCCAGCCGUUACCGCCGCACCCAGAGACAUUUAAACAUAGAGAAGAUCAACGACAAGACGAAAUGCUUCACGAACAUAAAUUAGACAAUCAUUAUUUAGAGACAAAAUAUAACAUGCACUUCGUGGAUGACACAAUGCAGUAUAGUCAUGGGUCACCACUGCCGUGUGGGGAGUUUGAGGUCCCAUACGUCCCAAAGGAGGAGUUUGGGGGUAUGAGGGAGUUCCCUCGAGAGGGAGACAUUCAACACCACGUGGCUCACCAGACUCAUCCGCAGCAUGCUGUGCCUACGUAUAAGUGGAUGCAGGUCAAACGGAACGUCCCCAAGCCAGCAGUACCCAAACUGAUGAUACCUCCGGCGGACUUUGUGAAUCAAGGUGUCCUAGGAAGCCCCCAGGAUGGAAUCCGAACUCCUAAUGGCAGUCAAAUGCUAACCAAUCCCAUCCUCAACUUGAACAACACUGGCAGAACUAACUUCACCAACAAACAGCUUACAGAACUGGAAAAGGAAUUCCACUUCAACAAAUACCUCACACGGGCGAGAAGGAUAGAAAUAGCAUCCGCUCUACAAUUGAAUGAGACGCAAGUCAAGAUCUGGUUUCAAAAUCGACGAAUGAAACAAAAGAAACGGAUCAAAGAAGGUCUAAUAGUCGCUCCUGAAGUUACACCUUCCACCUCACACGGCAUUGGCUCUAAUGAAAACAGCCGAGAAUCGAGCUAGAGUGUUAAUUGACAUUAAAGUGGAAAAUCUAAAAUAUCAUUCGACUAUGUGCCAAAAUUUUACAGUGAGAUCCAUCCGUCACUUAAAGGAUAUUUCGGCAGUUACCGCUGAAUGUUGAAUACGUCCUUCUUAUUUACUACUAACUCACUGCAAUAAGUGGCAACUGUAAGGGAACAUUCGGUAACGAUAUUUGUGUCGUGUACUAGGAUGUAUGUCAAAAUCCAUUACAUUUCCAACAUACGGGAGUCACGCAUAGCGCUAAGUCUCGUUUCCAAAUUAUGAUAUUCUAGAUAUUUGCGCCAGACGUAUUCAAUAUAAGCGGUUGUUUAACAGUCAACAAAGCAAAAAAGAGUCUUUAAAAUUUAAUUUACCUUUUUAGUAGCUACAUGCCAGCAUAUGGAACAUUUGUUGCCUUAAAGUUGCGUUCACGGUGAUUUCAGUAAUUUAAAAAUAAACCUCUCUUAGAGUUCAAGGAAUAGAUAAAAAAAUUCUGGAAUUGGUCCAGCCGUCUUCAAGUUUUGCGCUUAGCACCGUAAUUUUAGAUUCAUUAUUUAUAUUAUUGUAUAAUUUUGGCAAAUAGUAAUAAAAACAAUUCCCAAGGUUUUUGAGAACAGUGGCUAGUCUACGAUGAUAAAUAUCCCUGUCAAAAUGUAAGCUCAAAUAGAUUAAGCUUCAUAUUGUAGAUUAGAAUUACGUUAGUCGUAAUGAUUGCAGAUAAUUAAUUUAAUAUUUUGUAAUUUUUGCGUAAAAUGAUGCUAGCGUAUUGUUAAUUUAUAAGAUUUUUAAUAAUUUUAUAGGUGCUUCAUUGUUUAAAUGUGGAAUGAGAUUAUUUACUUUAAGUUUGCAACAUUAAAAUUGAACAUACCCAGGCCAUAUGUAAUAUAUUCAGAUACAGAAAAGAAAUAUAACGUAGAGGAAUGUUAGUGUGUGGUUCAGAAGAAUAUCACUUUACCGAUUUUGAUUUCUACGUUCAAUGGUAACGUUACGUUUUAUGGCAACAUUAUUUUUAAAAAUGGAAAAUACUAGUGCAGACUAAAAUAAAUAAAUGGUGGCGUUUUGAAAACAGUUUUGCGUGACAUUUAUUAAAAUGCCAGAUAUUAUAGAGUCCUUGGGUUGCCCGGUGCUUUUGGAACGAUAAUAAAGUUUAUAGAUUUAGCAAUAAUUUAACUUGGAUUUUUUGUCAUACUUCGCGAAUCAAAUCACUAAAUUGUACCCUAAGACAUGCCGGUUUCUACGGGAUAUUUCUUACUAGAAAGCUGUUCUACAUGAAACAGUUCUACGGAAACUGUUUUAUGUCAUGUGAACAUCCAUUCAUUAGAUACACUAAUAUUACUCAUUUUAUAGUAACUCAGUGUGGUCUUGAAGUUAAAUUUACAUCACAUAAAACUUUGGUUUUGAUUUAAACGCCUGGGUAUCUUCAAUAAACGGCAACUCAAUUUUAUACGUUUUUACAUUGUAUAAUGCUUUUCGUUUAUAGAAUAUUUUUACCAAAGCUGCUAAAACAUAUUUAUUAAGCAACAUUACAAUAAUUCUAAGUAAUGUACAGGAUAUAAAAUAACUGUAUAUAAUUACAAUUGGUCUUUAGAUUUGACUGUGUGUACAUUUUUGUAUU
Messenger RNA from Pieris brassicae (large cabbage white), 2846 nucleotides. Its product is annotated as homeobox protein Hox-D1-like. The transcript has 2 exons. Gene Ontology annotation, molecular function: DNA-binding transcription factor activity, RNA polymerase II-specific; RNA polymerase II cis-regulatory region sequence-specific DNA binding. Bases 281 to 1234 code for a protein of 317 amino acids. Gene Ontology annotation, biological process: regulation of transcription by RNA polymerase II. NCBI's taxonomy places the organism in Eukaryota, Metazoa, Arthropoda, Insecta, Lepidoptera, Pieridae. The record is from RefSeq and is a predicted model, not a curated record. Gene Ontology annotation, cellular component: nucleus.